GGAGGCUUUGCCUUGCUCCUCAACUGCUUAACCUAAUAAGGCUGUUACCCUUUACUUUACUUUACUUGAUUACCUUACACAACGUUGCAAUGUUUACAGUCGAGUACACUGUAGUUUCUGGAUGUGUCCAAGCUGUGCCGUCGCUCCCCCAGAAUAUUUAUGAGGAAAAUGGGAUACUCUGAUUGUAACAUUGUCAUGGACUCGAGAAUAGGGAGUGUAUCAUCUGGACUGGGUUGCAGCCCUGGUACAAGAGGACAGACUUUGAAAAGUAGCCCUUUCUGCCCUCCAUCCUCCAGCAAGUUGACACAGUCCAUCAUUAAAGACCACAUGGUGUCUCAUUAUAAAAAGGUUUACUCAGCUAAAGCUGCCAUUGAUGCCUCAGUACCCAAAAGCUUGAUACACAGUGUAAAGUACCACGACCAGCUCAGACAGGAGCGGUUGAGGAAAGGGGGUCGUCCUCAGUCAGCCCACUCUCUCUCACAGAGGAAUUGCAGAGCCUCCUGCUCCCCUGCCCAGAGUAGAUUAUCUGUGCAGUAUGAUGACAGCCCCUACCUCUGCUCAAGGAGUUCAUCAGUCUCCAGCCCAAGGUUCAGCACCUCCUUUCAUGCUAAGGAGAUAGUUUAUCCCUUGUGUAAAGUCAGAUCACAGAACCAGUCUCAUCAUACUCGCCCAGCAUCAGAAAUAAAGUACCAGAGCCCAGAGGCAGCUUCUCACAGGAUGCAGUCAGCAUGUUCACUGGCAGCUUCGGGGGAUCAGAGUUGCUACAAGACUUUCCAGGACCCUGUUCAGAAGACGUACAGCGGAGACCUGCUCCAGAAACACUCACAGCACUUUACCCAAGACAAACCAUUCACACCUAAGACCCUGAAAUCAGACAAGAGCUCCUAUCUGUCAAAAUAUCGUUAUUACAGAGCACCACGGAGGGAACCUACUGAGGAUUGCACCAACUCACAAUCGGUGCGACAGGAGAUAUAUCAUGGAAGCACAGAAAACAAGGAAUACACACAGGAAUUUUAUGAACCAUCUCAGGGAUUUAAUACAGACCAUGAGUGGUCUGAGGAUGUGUUCAAUGGCACAUAUCUCUCAACAUCUAGACAACACAGUCGAGCAAACAAGAGCAGAGACCAUGAUUUCUUUGACUCCUCUUCCAGGGUCUCACCAGAAGGCUGGAAAUCUCCCAAUAUGAAGAGUGUAUCUACAGAGGAGGAAGAAUUAAUGUAUCUCGAAUUCAUUUCUGCUGUAACAGAGGAUAUCUUGUCCAGGGGACACAUCUCUGAUAGGGUCCUAGACAGGGUGAUAAAGCGCCAUAUUGACAUGAAUCGGCAACAUCUUGAUGAAGGUAAAAUGCGCCACCUUCUGGAAGUGCUGCGAAAGGAUUUUGAAGAGCCAGCCAACAUAUCCACCUCCAGUACAAAGCUUGAAAAAAAUGAGAAUGGCCUGCUUGAUACAUUCUUACCACAUCUAGAAUCAGGGGGGAAACAAGUGCAGACCAAAGAAAACAAUGACCUGUUCCCAUAUGCGUCACUAAUUAAAUACUGUGAUUUGCCAGAUUUUGCUGAUCCCUUAUUGGUGUCUACACCCUUCUGCUCUCCUGAAAGGACUGAUUCACCAAUUAAAACAAAUAAAAAGGAUGGAGACGAUGACAGUCUGGAAAAGGGCAUUAGCCCUCCUCUGCUCAGUCAGCAAGUUUCCGAUAAUACAGGAAUCAGUGACGAGAACUUCCAAAAUCAAAUAGGCAUAACUGCACCAAAUGAAGAAAUCAGCAAUGACACCCAUGAAUACACCACUAUAGUCACUGAUGAAGGAUUUCAUCAGGACCAUGCUGAGGUCAGUCUCGAUGGACAAUCCGAGGAACUUGAGAAUCUGGGGAGGAGUUUGUCAGAGUUGCUUCAUGUGUCCAGCAAUACACACUAUAACAAUGUUGAGACCACUGAGCAACAUACAAAUGCAGCUGCUUCAGGCAGUGAUGAUGAGUUCUGAGUGUUUGUGUAUUCAGGGAUUUAAUGUCCUUUAAUGUUUUUGUUACCAAGUGAGUGUUUUUCCAGAAAGAAAUGGAAUUUAUGAAAUGUCUGAAAGUAUAGUUUUGUAAAUGUGAUAACGCUGGUUGUGUUUACCAAGCCCCACCUGGUGUAGUUCUGUUCUGCUUUUUUAUCUUUAUACAAAAGCACAAUGAAAAUUUUGCAUGAGGUGUUGCAACUUAAUCAGUCUUGAAUGUCUCAUUUAGGAUAUUGUAAAGUGGGCACAUACUUGAACAGUAGUGAUUGAGUCCUAACUGACUCCAGAGUAAUGCUCUAAACAUUAUCGAAAUUAUUAUCCCAUAGUAACCAGUAUGAUUACAUUUUCAAAGGAUAGUCCAUAGCACUGCACUGAUGUCAGAUGGAAUUAGUGGUAUCUUUUAGUUUGAGUGGAUUGGAGAGUGUGUACCCAGUUAGACAUAAGGACAGUAUAAUGUAGCUACAGUUUACAUUUUCUGGUUUUCUAGAGCAAUUCAGUUAUAAAGAAAGUGCGUUUGACUUGACAUAAUGCCUCUGACAUUUAGCUAUAGAAGUUGACUGUCACCAGAAAGUGUCUUUACAAUUGCAAUAAAUUUUCUAUUCUG
Micropterus dolomieu (smallmouth bass) is the source of this 2599-nucleotide messenger RNA. It is a transcript of the gene spata7, whose product is annotated as spermatogenesis associated 7. The record is from RefSeq and is a predicted model, not a curated record. Lineage: Eukaryota; Metazoa; Chordata; Actinopteri; Centrarchiformes; Centrarchidae. The transcript is spliced from 12 exons. Gene Ontology annotation, cellular component: ciliary basal body; axoneme; photoreceptor distal connecting cilium. Gene Ontology annotation, biological process: protein localization to photoreceptor connecting cilium; photoreceptor cell maintenance; protein localization to photoreceptor outer segment. The coding region runs from base 160 to 1980 and encodes 606 amino acids.